Messenger RNA from Penaeus vannamei (Pacific white shrimp), 2039 nucleotides. NCBI's taxonomy places the organism in Eukaryota, Metazoa, Arthropoda, Malacostraca, Decapoda, Penaeidae. The record is from RefSeq and is a predicted model, not a curated record.
AUGACACAAGAGUAUGAAGCAGGCUUCCUCCUGGACCUGGGAACCGACCUCACCACGAGCAGCUGGAUCUUCAACGUCGCCAGCUUCUUGUGGUCCAUCACAGGCCCGUUCCUGGGACCACUCGAAGGCGAAUUCGGCUGGAGGAUCGUGGCGCUGGGGGCCUCCGUCGUCCUCGCUGCCGGGACGGUGAUGUCGGCCUUUGUCACCUCCGCUGGGAUGCUGUUCCUCACUUACAGCACGUUUAUCAUUCUAGUUGACUUAUACCACGUCCUUACACCCAUAUCAUUUGUAGGUCUUGGCUGCGGUGUCCUAUACAACAUUAGUUGUAUGAUCGUGCCGUUCUACUUCAACAAACGGCGAGGCCUGGCCAACGGAGUCCUCAUGGCCUGGGAGGGGGGCGGCCAGUUCCUGGGGCCUCCUCUCAUCAACUUCCUUCAGACACAGUACGGGUUUCGAGGCGCUACGCUAGUGCUGGGAGCUGUCGUCUUUAACUGCGCUGUCGGAGCUGCAGUUUUCCAUCCGGUUGAGUGGCAUUUGAAGCCUUUGGAGAAGUCAGAGGGCGUGAAGCCAGAGUCCUCACAAGAAAAUGUUUCUGAUUCAUCCACGUUAUCAAACGAGAGUCCAGAUUCUCAGACAUCUGCAGAAAAUGUCCUUAGCAGGCAACCACAAGAAGAAAAGCCAAAAUCUCCCUGGUCACCAGAUACAGUCAGACGGAAUUCCAGAGCUCCAGAAGUCGCCCAUCCUGCUGCCAAAGAGAAUACCAAAAAGCAGGAAGAUUCAACUAUAGUUCGUCUGAUCAAAGCCACGCUGGCGGACCUUUGCAUCCUGAAACACGCGAGAGCUGUCGUCAUCGCCAUCAGCAUAACACUCACCCUCAACGCCAACGAGAACUUCUUAAACGUCCUAACCUUCGCCAUGCAAGAGGCCGGCCACAGCCUGCAAGACGUCGCAACAGGAGUCUCGGUGGCGGCCCUAUGCGGCAUGCUGAUCCGCGUCAUCCUGUCGCCGCUCACGGACUUGCCCAAGUUCAACAAGAGGGUUUUCUUCAUGUUGGGCAGCCUCGUUGUCGCCCUUUCAAUGCUAGCCUUUACGCAAAUAGAGGACGUCCUGUGGCUGACGGUCGUCCUAGCAGUGUGGGGCAUCGGCGAAGGGAUCAUCAUGAGCAUCUACGUUCUAAUCAUGAUCGACUACAUGGGACUGGACGACUUCGUGCCGACGUUUGGGGCGACGAUGCUUGUUGUGUCUAUCGGUUACCUCGUUAUCGGCCCCAUCCCAGGUUAUGUCCGCGACGCCACAGAGAGCUACACCGCCAGCAUUAGCUGUCUCGCAGCCAUGAUGGUGGCAAACUUCAUCCUCUGGGGUCUCAUGCCUCUGGCCGUUUCUUGGGACAACCGGAAGAGCAAACUCGACCUUCACUUACCUUAAAUCUUUCUAAGGGGCACCACCUUUUGUUAUCGAUCAUUUGUUAGGGAUAUCACCUUUUGUCAUUUAUCGUUUCUUAGGGAUAGCACCUUUUGUUAUCGAUCAUUCGUUAGGGAUAUCACCUUUUGUCAUUUAUCGUUUCUUAGGGAUAGCACCUUUUGUUAUCGAUCAUUCGUUAGGGAUAUCACCUUUUGUCAUUUAUCGUUUCUUAGGGAUAGCACCUUUUGUUAUCGAUCAUUUGUUAUGGAGAUCACCUUUUGUAAUUUGUCAUUUCUUUGGGAUAGCACCUUUUGUUAUUGAUCCUUUGUUAAGGAUAGUAAGUUUUGUUACCAAUUAUUUGUUAGGGAUAACAUCACCAAGCGUUUUAUUUCUGAAGGGUUUGCUGUUAGUUUCGUACUUACAUUUCAAUGCAGACGUUUUUUUUUUUUUUUUUGCAAUGCAGUCAGUGCUUAUGUCAUUGUUUUACUACAUUCAGUACUUUAACAAUUUAUCGCAAUAUAUCGCCAAUAGUCAAUUUCACUGCUCUGUACAAAUAGAACGUUUUUUUCCAUAUGAAUUCUCUAGUAUAUCUUGCAACGGAUUCUUACAAAUAAACUUGCCACGUAUUAGUACUCUGA